This is a messenger RNA of Periophthalmus magnuspinnatus, 2288 nucleotides long. RefSeq names its product microtubule-associated protein, RP/EB family, member 2 (gene mapre2). NCBI's taxonomy places the organism in Eukaryota, Metazoa, Chordata, Actinopteri, Gobiiformes, Gobiidae. Gene Ontology annotation, biological process: spindle assembly; protein localization to microtubule plus-end; regulation of microtubule polymerization or depolymerization. Gene Ontology annotation, cellular component: spindle midzone; cytoplasmic microtubule; microtubule organizing center. Gene Ontology annotation, molecular function: microtubule plus-end binding. Bases 150 to 1172 code for a protein of 340 amino acids. The transcript is spliced from 7 exons. The record is from RefSeq and is a predicted model, not a curated record.
AGACUGGAGAUUUGUGGAGAAUAAGCGCUAGACUCCGGGCGAGGAAGCGCUGAGGUGCGGCACGUUCUUUGCCUUCGCAUCGCGGCUUUUGCUUUUGUUUCUUGUCCAGAGACAGAACAGAGCGUCUGUUCAACAUCACAGCGACCCAAAUGCCCGGUCCCACCCAAGCCCUUUCCCCAAAUGGAGAAAAUAACAACGACAUCGUGCAGGACAACGGCACCAACAUCAUUCCAUACAGGAAAAAUACAGUGCGAGGAGAGCGCACCUACAGCUGGGGGAUGGCGGUCAACGUUUACUCUACCUCAAUAACCCAGGAGACUAUGAGCAGGCAUGACAUCAUCGCCUGGGUCAACGACUUGCUCUGUUUAAACUACACAAAAGUGGAGCAGCUGUCCUCAGGAGCUGCCUAUUGUCAGUUCAUGGACAUGCUCUUCCCUGGGUGCAUCGGUCUUAAAAAGGUCAAGUUUCAAGCUAAAUUUGAACACGAAUACAUUCACAACUUCAAAGUAUUGCAACAGUCUUUUAAGAAGAUGAACGUGGACAAGAUUAUUCCUGUGGAGAAACUGGUAAAGGGACGAUUCCAGGACAAUCUUGAUUUUAUCCAGUGGUUUAAAAAAUUCUUUGAUGCUAAUUAUGACGGAAAAGAGUACGACCCCAAAGAGGCGAGGCAGGGACAAGACGCAAUCCCGCCCCCAGACCCGGGAGAGCAGAUCUUCAACCUGCCAAAAAAGUCCCAUCAUGCAGCGAGCUCCCCCACUGCAGGAGCGUCAAGGAUGAGUUCAACAACCCCCAAAUCUUCAACCCCGACGUCCAGACCCUCCUCGGCCAAAAGGACCCCGACGGCAGCGGCAGCGGCGUUUCCAACUGCAAAAGGAGAGAAGGAACUGGAAGCACAGGUCAUACACCUCACAGAUCAGGUGAGCACGUUAAAGAUGGCGUUAGAGGGAGUGGAAAAGGAGCGGGAUUACUACUUUGGUCGACUGCGAGCGGUGGAGCAGCUAUGCCAAGAACAGGCAGAAGAAAACGCCCCGUUUGUGGAACAGCUAAUGGAGGUCCUGUACGCUGCAGACGACCAGGAAGGAGCAGAGCUGGCGGAGGGAGACGGCCCCGAUGAGGACCUCCAUGCACACGAGCUCCCAGAUGAUCAGCAGGAAGAACAAGACGAAUACUGACUCUCACCCACACAAUCACACCACCUUUCCAGUCUGUGAGAACUGUACCAGGAUUUUUAUUUCCACAGGGUUUUGUUUGAAUCUCAAAGACUGAGCACACGAAGCAAUCAUCAUCAUUUUGUACCCUCAACUCAACGUGUUUUGUGACUUUUGGUGAAUGCUGUUGCGCCAACUGAACCCCAACCGGCAGCAAACAAGCUCAGAUCAUCGCAAUUUUCCAAGGAAUUGUGUGGAUGAAAUCAAAUCCUAGUUGUAAUGCUGAAGUUUUAAAUGGGUAGCUUUUUACCCAUGCGCUAACUUCGUAUUUUUAUGUUUUAUUUCAAAGCCACCGUAAAUAGUCAAUGCAAUGAUGCAAUACACAAAGCUCAUAGCGGCUUUUAUUUAAGUUCCCUCCAUUUAUUGCACUGAUGGUAGAUUCCAUUUCUGAACAGUCUGUCCAUUAUAUCUGUAUUUAUUGUUAAGCCUUAGGAAUAGUGCGACUUCACUCAGCAAGACAAGUUCAUGAAGGAAGACAACGCAGUCAUUCAAAAAUAGGAAAAAACGUAGUAAACUAGCAUCUGUGUAUGAUUAAUAUCUUUAUUCACGAUUUACGGAGGUUCCAGUCAUGUUUGUGCUUUACUGUUACUAAUGCCCUGCAGAGUGGAAACUGUAUAUUCGUAUGGUAAAUAUACAUAUGGUUUGUUUUUCUUACAAAAGCAGCGUUCAAAGUCGUUAAAGCUAAUCUCAUCUGUUUAUUUUUUAAGCAAACGGUUAUAUGGAAUUGUACAUUGAAUCCACUGCUACGUUUUUCUCCAGUGACUACAUAGUAAACCCAUUCUUAACAUUGCAUUUACUAAUAUUGAACUGGGCGAUGCUUAUAAUGCUUAAGUCAUACAUGUGUAAAUGAUAAGGAAUGUAAACAUGUACUGUCUAUAUGUGAUGAAUGGUCUAUGUUUUUUAUGUCCCACUCAUGCAUUCCCCAAAAAUGUGUUGCAUGUUUGCAUUUUAUUUGUGAAUAACUUGACCUGCUUUUUACAUAUUUAAUAAAAAACUAUGUUAAGUGAGCUUUUGUUUUAGCUGCUGGUUGAGAGAUGUUGAGAUUUGGAUGGUUUGGCUGUAAUAAAAUGUAUGAGUUCU